Messenger RNA from Lipotes vexillifer (Yangtze River dolphin), 701 nucleotides. RefSeq names its product phospholipase A2 inhibitor and LY6/PLAUR domain containing (gene PINLYP). The record is from RefSeq and is a predicted model, not a curated record. NCBI's taxonomy places the organism in Eukaryota, Metazoa, Chordata, Mammalia, Artiodactyla, Lipotidae. The coding region runs from base 75 to 701 and encodes 208 amino acids. Gene Ontology annotation, cellular component: extracellular region. The transcript is spliced from 5 exons. Gene Ontology annotation, molecular function: phospholipase inhibitor activity.
CAGACGCACCCCUCCUCAGCUUCCUAUAAGAAGAGCUGGGGACCUGGGACUGCAGCUUCACUCGCUCAUCCAUCAUGAGGCUUUCCACGAAACCCCAGACCUUCCUGCUGGCUUCCGUGCUCCUCUGCACCCUCCUGGGUCUGGGGUACCCACUAAGCUGUGAGGUGUGUACAGGCCCCGGACCCACGUGCAGUGGAAAUGUGCAAACUUGUGACCCCGACCAGGACUCCUGCGUGGUCAUCGUGGCUCACACCAACAGAAAGGGCCACCAGUCGGUGAACACCUAUAAGGGGUGCAUGAAAUCCAGCGCCUGCAGCUCAGGAUUCGUCUCCACCACCAUGGACCCUGAGAACUACAUGGUGUCCAACACACGCUGCUGCCAGAGCGACGUCUGCAACCACGAUCCCCUGCCCGCUCCUGAGAACAAUCGUACGGAGAAUGGCCUCCAGUGCCCUACCUGCAUCACCCCCUUCAAGGAAACAUGCUCAACUAAGAAAGUACUCUGUGUUGGCCAGGAAAGCCACUGUAUCACCUACGCUGGCAAAGUGCAGACUGGUGUCAUAUUUGCUACUCGGGGCUGCGCUACAGAGAAUGCCUGCCACACCAAGCCUGGGACCCUGGUGCCCUCGGCCUCUCGUAUCUACACCAUCACCCAGGCCAACUGUCUUCCAGGCCCCCAGCCUUCUGGCAAGGCUAAGUAA